Sorghum bicolor (sorghum) is the source of this 978-nucleotide messenger RNA. Its product is annotated as protein MOTHER of FT and TFL1 homolog 2. The record is from RefSeq and is a predicted model, not a curated record. The transcript is spliced from 4 exons. The coding region runs from base 199 to 714 and encodes 171 amino acids. Lineage: Eukaryota; Viridiplantae; Streptophyta; Magnoliopsida; Poales; Poaceae.
AGAAGCUAGGAUCGGACUUUUAUUAGUACACACACCACUACUCACAGUACGUAGUCGAUCUAUCUCACACACAUAUAUAUGUACACAGCAGAACAUCGAGAGCUAGCUGUGUGAGCUCUAGCCAAAUUGAGGUCGUCGUCGUCGUCGUCGUCUCGUGGAUCGAUCGCCGGCGGCCGUCGGUACGUACGUACGGUGGUGAUGGCGCGGUUCGUGGAUCCGCUGGUGGUGGGGCGGGUGAUCGGCGAGGUGGUGGACCUGUUCGUGCCCUCCAUCUCCAUGACCGUCGCCUAUGGCCCCAAGGACAUCAGCAACGGCUGCCUCCUCAAGCCGUCCGCCACCGCCGCGCCGCCGCUCGUCCGCAUCUCCGGCCGCCGCAACGACCUCUACACGCUGAUCAUGACGGACCCUGAUGCGCCUAGCCCCAGCGACCCGACCAUGAGGGAGUACCUCCACUGGAUAGUGACCAACAUACCAGGAGGAACGGAUGCAAGCAAAGGUGAGGAGGUGGUGGAGUACAUGGGCCCGCGGCCGCCGGUGGGCAUCCACCGCUACGUGCUGGUGCUGUUCGAGCAGAAGACGCGCGUGCACGCGGAGGCGCCCCGCGAGCGCGCCAACUUCAACACGCGCGCGUUCGCGGCGGCGCACGAGCUCGGCCUCCCCACCGCCGUCGUCUACUUCAACGCGCAGAAGGAGCCCGCCAACCGCCGCCGCUAGCAGCAGCGCUCUCCGGCCGGUGGUCCCAACAAGCUAGCAGGCGCGCCAGCUGAGCGUGCGUAAGUACGUACGUGCAACCACACCACACCGCCGGCGGCUACGUACGUAGUAUGACCGGUGAAUAAAAACGUUUUACUGCACCGUAAGCAUACCCCUCUGUUGGUAUAUAUGUUCACAGUGUGGCUGUCUCUGUAUGUACUAUAUAUAUAUAUAUAUAUAUAUAUAUAUAUAUAUAUAUCUGCGCUUGCAUCUAUAUAUGUAUAA